Molecule: messenger RNA, 723 nt
Organism: Tetrahymena thermophila SB210
Lineage: Eukaryota; Ciliophora; Oligohymenophorea; Hymenostomatida; Tetrahymenidae
Product: transmembrane protein, putative
Exons: 1
Source: RefSeq, a predicted model, not a curated record
AUGCACGCAAUUCCAAUUACAGUAAAAAAGUAAAUUAGUCAAACCACAAACAAAAAAAAAACAAACAAACACAAAAAAAAACUAAAAAACAAACAAGAAAUAAACUAACAAAAAAAAUAAAUUAAACAAACAAACAAACAAAGCAGAUAAUUUAAUUAAACAAACAAAUUACAAAGAAAGAAAGAAUCAAACAAACAAACAAUAGCAAACAAGUUAAUACAUAAAAAAUCAAAUAAAAAAAGAGAGGCCAAGUAAAGUUACUUAUUCCUAAAUAUACACAAGCAUAAAUUUUAAUUAUUUUCUUUUAUUUUUCAUAUUUCUUAAUCUAUUUAUAUUAACUUGAUUUUUAAAUUCAUAAUUUAUUUAGGUGUUUCUUUCUUAAUGAAAUCUGUGCAAAAAAAGCAUUCUUUUCUUGAUAAAUACCCUUUCCCCAUUUCAAAAUUAAUAUCUCUCUAUUUAUCUAUCCCACCGCAUCAUCUUGUUUAUUUAUCUAUUUACUUAAAUAUUAAUUUGUAUUGUAUGUAAUCUUUCAUUCACUUUUUUGAAUAUUAUUGUUCAUUCUUUCCUCAAUCUAUUUAUCUAUCUCCAAAGCGCUAAUUUAUAUCACAUGUUUUUUUCUAAAUUAUUUUUAAAUAAUUCCAGAAUUAAAAAUAGAUAGAGUACCAUAUACAAUAUGAAUUUAUACUUAGACACAUAUCUUAAUCGAAAUAUACACUUUUAUGA